GCAAAGAAGAAAAUCUGAGGCUAUUAUUAUAGUCGCUAAUAUUGCAGUAAUUGUAGACAAAGAUGAAGAUACUCUCUUUCAACUUUUUUUUAUAUACCAUUAGUGGUAUGUGGCGACCAAUCGAGUGGUCUUCGAAAUGUUCUAAAAUGUUGUAUAGUAUGCUCACUUGUUUCACGAUGUAUUUUCUAAUAAUUUUCACGCUGACUCAAUUGUUGGAUAUUAUUCUUGUUAUUGAAAACGUAGAUGAUUUUGCUAUGAAUACUUCAAUGUUACUUUCGUUUAUGAAUGUAUUAUUUAAGGCAAUUACUGUUAUAACACAUCGCGAUAAAAUUGUCAAUUUAAUUGAAAUACUACAGAAGGAACCUUGCAAAGUGUACAGUGAAAAAGAGAUUAAUAUCCAGAUGAAAUUCGAUUGUAUGAUCAGAUCAUAUUCCAUAAAGUACACAUCUAUGUGUUUGCUUUCUGCCAUUGGUGGCAUAAUAAAAGGGCUGCACCAAAUUUUAAAGGGUCACUUACCCAUUAGGAUGUGGGUACCAUAUGAUUAUACUUCACCCUUUUUACUUUGGUUUACAUCGAUUCAAACGUUUGUGGCUCUAAUUUUUGCCACAAUUGUAACCACUGCAACGGAAACAACGAUAUUGGGUUUUUGCUUGCAAAUAUGCGCACAAAUUGAGAUUUUGAAAUAUCGUCUGCAGAGAACGGUAAAAUCGAAUGAGAAAGAAACCUCCAAAAUUUCAUUGAAUGAUGAGUCAAAUGAAACAUAUAGAUUGUCGGAAUGUAUUUUACAUCACCUGUGUAUAAUCAGACUUGCCAAAAUGAUCAACAAGGUAUUCAGCCAAGUGAUCUUUGUCCAAUUUUUCGCCAGCAUAUUGUUGUUAGGCACAAGUCUGUAUCAUUUAUCUUCUCAUAUGACAAUUACAUACAUUAUCAGCAUGAUUAUGUAUGUACUUUGCAUGUUUGUCCAAAUUUUUGUUUACUGUUGGGCUGGAAACGAAGUUAUACUUAAGAGUACUGGAUUGAGUGACGCUGUAUAUGAAAUGGAUUGGAUAUCGAUGCCUAUUAAUAAGCAAAAAGAUCUAUUAAUAAUUAUGAAACGUAGUACACGUCCUAUCAUAUUUACCAGUAGCUUCUUGGUGACAUUAUCCUUGGAGUCUUACGUCAAUCUUUUGAAAGCGUCUUAUGCUGCAUUUAAUUUUUUUGGUAUGUGGCGACCUAUCGAGUGGUCUUCGAAAUGUUCCAAGAUGCUGUAUUGGAUGCUCACUUGCUUCACGAUGUAUUUAUUAAUAAUUUUAAUGCUGACUCAAUUGCUGGAUAUUAUUCUUGUUAUUGAAAACGUAGAUGAUUUUGCUACGACUUCUUUACUGUUACUUUCGACUGUCAGUGUAUUAUUUAAGGCAACUGCUGUUAUAACACGUCGCGAUGAAAUUGUCAAUUUAAUCGAAACAUUACAGAAGAAACCUUGCACAGUGUAUAAUGAAGAAGAGAGUGAUAUCCAGAUAAAGUUCGAUUGUUUGAUCAGAUCAUAUUCCAUAAGAUAUACGUCUUUGGCAUCAUUUUCUGCCACUGGUGCCGUACUAGGAGGAAUGUUCAAUAUUUUAGAGGGUGAAUUACCCUAUAGGAUGUGGGUACCGUAUGAUUACACGUCGCCUCUUUUAUUCUGGUUUACAUCAAUUCAAGAAGUGGUGGCUGUAAUUUUUGGUACAAUUGUAAAUGUUGCGACGGAGACCACAGUAUUGGGAUUUUGUUUACAAAUAUGCGCACAAAUUGAGAUUUUGAAACAUCGUCUGCAAACAAUGAUGAAGUCCAAUAAAAAGAAGGAAAUUCCUAUUUCAUUGAAUAAUACAUCAAAUGGCAGAAGCAUAUUGUCGGAACAUAUUUUACAUCAUCUAUGUAUAAUCAGACUUGCCAAAAUUAUCAAUAAAGUAUUCAGCCAAGUGAUAUUUGUCCAAUUUUUCGCCAGCAUAUUGGUGUUAUGCACAAGUCUGUAUCAUUUAUCUUCUCAUAUGACAAUUACAGACAUUAUCAGCUUGAUUAUCUAUGUACUUUGCAUGUUUGUCCAAAUUUUUGUUUAUUGUUGGGCUGGAAACGAAGUUAUACUUAAGAGCACUGGAUUGAGUGAAGCUGUAUAUGAAAUGGAUUGGGUAUUAAUGCCAAUUAGUGAACAAAAGGAUCUACUUAUGAUUAUGAGGUGUAGUACACGACCUAUCAAGUUUACUAGUAGCUUUUUGGUGACAUUAUCUCUGGAAUCUUAUGGCAAUCUUCUGAAAACGUCUUACUCUGCAUUUAAUCUUUUGCAACAAUCUUAA
This is a messenger RNA of Camponotus floridanus (Florida carpenter ant), 2306 nucleotides long. Its product is annotated as odorant receptor Or1-like. Gene Ontology annotation, cellular component: plasma membrane. Gene Ontology annotation, molecular function: olfactory receptor activity; odorant binding. Lineage: Eukaryota; Metazoa; Arthropoda; Insecta; Hymenoptera; Formicidae. The transcript has 10 exons. Gene Ontology annotation, biological process: detection of chemical stimulus involved in sensory perception of smell; sensory perception of smell. The record is from RefSeq and is a predicted model, not a curated record. Bases 63 to 2306 code for a protein of 747 amino acids.